AUGUUUUCAGCCUUAACAUAUCAUUCAACAGACUAUUUAUAUGAGAGCAUUGCAAGACAGAAGUUUUCCAUCAGGAGAUUUUCACUUUGCCUUCCUCCCUCUUUACACCAAAAUGGGAAAAACCAUCUCAAUGGACUCUUUGCAGAUGAUAAGUAUAGGAAGCCAUGGAUUAGAAUUGCUUCAAUACAGAACACGAUCACUAUUUCAGUGUUAGAUCAAUGGAAGAAAAGUUUAUCUGUGGAGGAUUUCCUGGAAAAGAAACCUGUCUCCUCUGAAGAGCUCUGUACUAGUAACAAAUUAGUAGAAUUUAUUCCAAGUUCCAAUCCCUGCUCUCAGACUGAAGAAAUUUUCACACUUAAAAAGGAUGUUGUUAAGGAAGAAUCCAUUGAAGACAAGUAUUUGAAGAUUGACUAUGCCACUGAAUUUAAAGAACAAUGGCAAGAUUUAUAUAUGGAAGACAAACUUGUUUUUAUUGAUAAUCUUGAAACGUUUCGUAAAAAACUGCCCACUUCAUCUAAACUUCUGAGCAGACUACAUAUCUUUUUAGUAAAAGAUCCCCUUUUAGACUCUAGAGGACAGAACUUAACAGAAGAGAGUCACUUUCUUUACUUGAUGAUCUUUUAAAGGGAAUGUUUGACUUUUCAAAAUGAAAUGGAAAUGGAAAAGAAUAAGGCUGAAUUGCAGGGGAUUGACGAGAAUUUCUGCACAAUACCUAUAAAAGAUGAAGAGUAUUUCAUGUUGCCUCUUGAGUUAGAAUGCUGCAAACGCAGGAAUGCCAGAUCAGAUUCUGUUAAGGUUCCAUCUUACUUGGAACUGAAAGAAGUGUUAAAUUUAGCUCCAGAAACUAUGGCUGAUGAAGACAUGUGCAAAGAGGUGAUCCAAGAAGAUCUCAAAGCAGAAAUUGCAUGCAAAAUAGACAUUUCUAAGUACUGCGCCAAGCCACAAGACAUUACUUCCAGUGACAGCAGAAGUAUGUUGGAAUUCUGUGACUCAGCUAAAUAUGUUCCAUACCUGAAAGGCGAAAUGGAAGUACCGUUAACACCUCCAUGCAGACAACAAAGAUCAUGGGUUAAUUCUGUGUGCACAGGACUUCAAGAAGAACCUAUUUCUCUUUCUGGUAACAGCAUUUUGAUUACAGAAUCCUCUAGGGAAUACCUAGAAUAUUUGGUAUGGCAGUCAGAGAAGUAUCAGGAUAAUAUGAACUCUCUUUUGCUUGUCGAGCGUAAGACUGUUAAACUUGCAUAUCAGCAUCAUUCACUUACAGAGCUGAAGAAAAUGCUACGAGUUGAGCUAGAAGAACCAAUGCUUAGCUCACUAGACGAAGGCUGGUGGCUUCAUUUGGGUUUUAAUCCAGUUUCCAUAGAAUCAUUGGAACAAUUAAAUACAGAUGACAGUAAUGCCAACAAUUUAGUUUCUGCAGAGAUAGAAUUAUUCACACAAGUUCCAUCAGAUCAGUUAGAAAGAUGCCUUGAGGAGAAGAAUUCUCUGACAAACCAGGAGAUGCUUUUUUCUGAGAGCCAUCAGUCAGACAAAGUAAUUGAUCGGAACAUGUCACAGCAGACUCAGUGGCAGCACUUUGCUCUGCCUACAAGUGCUGCAUCAUCUGCCAAAAUUCACAGUGCAGAUGCCUCUGUGGAACAGCUUACUGUAGGAAGCAUAAAAAAGAAUGAGGCAGAAGAGACAAUUUAUUUAUUAAACCAAGAAAAUAAGCCUCCCAAUUUGUCUGAAUCAGUCAGCUGUAAAGAUAUGUCUUCUAAAGAGGAUGGCUGUAAAGUUACAACUAAAGAAGACAACUCCACUUGUCACAAGCCUGCAUCAUUUGAACUUGCUACAAAGUUGAACAAAGAUGAUUCUGACCUGAGCAAUUUUAUCAUGUUGAGAUCUACACAUAAACUCACCCCAAGACAGGAGAAAAAGCAUGUAGAUUGUUCUGAAAAAGGUAUGCAAAGCAUGCCUGAAGAGCAGCAUACGCCUUGUGACAAAGAGGACAGUUCUGUUUGUAAGACUGUAAGAACAGAGGAAAAAGAACAAAAAAAUGAGGACAGUGUCACAGUCGAUAUUCAAGCAUCAGAAAGCCAGUGCCAGGCAUACUGUCUCUUAGAGGAAGCAGCCACUCCUGUUCUAAAAGAGUUGAAACAUCUGGGUGUACUUGCUUCUGUAAACUGGCACUUUGACAGCAUUAAAUUUGACCAUACAAGGUUUUUCUUAAAACAGCAAGAGAAAGUGGUGGGUGAUCUUUUUGAAGAAGGUAAAAUAGAUGAGAAGGAGAUCAUGCUGUUCAGACACGCUGCUCUGGUGCACCUGCUGGUGACAGUUCGAGAUCUUCUGUUAACUUGUGGCUUGGACACAGCACUAGGUUAUUUGUCCAAAGCAAAGGAUAUCUACAAAACCAUCUUGGAAUCCUGUUUGAAUAACAUCUGGAGGCAGCUGAAGAUUGUACAGUGUAGCAGCCAGAAAAAGCAUGAAACAAGUCCCAAAAUAACAGAGCUUCAGUGUCAAAUAUUAAACUGGAAACAAAGUUACGGAGGAGAACACAGUGCUAAGGUAUUAAUCAUAACAAGGAUGGACUCUGAGAGAGAAAAAGAUGUCCUCAUUCACACUUUAUCCACAGUAGGAGGUUUAAAAGUUGUGGAUCUGAAUUCUGAGAAAAAAGGAAACUCUUUAGGUUGUAAAGAUAUCAUGAGCAGCCUCAGUAGGUAUUCUUGUGUUAUUGUACAUAAUCAGCAAAUUGGAGCUGGCUUCCCUUGGACACACUUCUCAUUAGUAAUGGAAUAUGAUUAUUCUGAAAACUCCUGCUGGAGAAACCUGUGCAAAAAUCUGAAUGUUACUUACAUGACAUUUAAAACCACCAUCCCCAAAACAAUGCAAAUGGGAAAUGACUGUGGUUCCUGUCUUCUGGAAGUACAGAUUCCGUAUGUGUUUCUGACAACUGAAGGUCUUAUUAGUAUGGCAGACAUUCUUCAGCUUUUGGAAUCCAAGUACAGCAUUACCUUUAUUGAAAGAUUCAGUAAUUACUCCUUAAGACUCUUUGGAAGUACAAAUCGCUAUGUUGUGCUGACAGUAGAUGAAUGUACUGCUAUCUUUUUGCAGAGUAUGGAAGACCUAAAUUAUGAGAGAUCCUGUGACAAUGUAAUAGCAAAACUGAUGGCAUUAUCCCUCCAAUACACCUGCUGUUGGAUUGUUUUCUAUUCCAAAGAAAGACUGAAUUUAGAGUACUGUCUCAAGGGAGAUAUUCUGCAUAACCUUGUCUUAAUUUAUGCCACUCUAAUUGAACUUACACAGAAGUCAGAAGACUUUGAAGUGAAGGUAGUUCUUACCCCAGGGAUUGAAGAAACAGCACUGGUGAUUCGUCAAAUUGCUGACAGUAUUUUGAUAGCAUCUAAUGUCAGUCCUCAAGACUGGCUGGACAAAUCCUGGAUUUCUGUCUUGCCAUCUGAGACAGAGAAAUGCCUGCUUACUUUCCCAUGUAUCAAUCCAUUGGUUGCUCAGUUGAUGUUAAAGAAGGGAUCUUCACUGAACAAGUUGUUUCUUGCAAGCUUUGAUCAACUUCAGGAACUUCUGCCAGAGGUUCCAAGAAAAGUUUUAAAGCAUUUUAGUGACAUAACUUCUUUGCACAGCUUAAAUGCUGCUGCUCCACUAGAAACGGCAGUGAAAGCAGCUCCUGAAAACCAGCAUAACCUCAAUGCAUUCUAUGCAGAUUAUAAGCAAGAUCAUCAGCCUUCGCAGCUGCUUGGAACACCUCAUAUGAAUUCUGAAGCCGUAAUUCCUCCGUUGAAUCAUCAUCAGAGUUUAUUUGACACUCAUCUUCCAAGCUAUCUACAAAAGAAGUCAUGUUCUUCAGAAGUAAUUAUAAGGAGCAAGCAGAAUUCAUCUGCUCUGCCAAAGGACUGUGAAGAUAUCACUCAUCUAGAUGUUACAAAUUCUCUUUGUGUUCAAAGACAGCCCUUUAGGAUGCAUUAUACCUCUGAUCAUUCUUCAACACACAUUGCCAAAGGUGAUUUCUUUGCAAUUUCCAGUAAUUAUGAACCUCAAGAGUGCUCUAAGAGUUUUCUAGAAGAAUUUAGAGAAACAACAUGUAAGAGCCCAGAAAUUCUGAUGGAGCAGACUCCAUGGAAUGACUCUUCAUCCACAGGCCCAUGUGAUUCAUCUGCAUCCGAUGGUUUUCUCUCCGAUUUCUUUGUUGACCCAGCUGAGCUUCGAAGUCUGAAUUUUCAUCAAACAGAUAGAAAAUCUAAAGGAAAGAGAAGACAAAGUCCACCGUUCCUGUGGACAAAAGGAAAAAACAGAACAGAUUCAGGAUUUGCAGAAAUACCAGAGUUUAAAAAAAAGAAACUGACAUACGAAAGAGUUCCUGGAAGAAGUGAUGGACAAACACGUCUUAAAUUCUUUUGA
This is a messenger RNA of Pogoniulus pusillus (Red-fronted tinkerbird), 4392 nucleotides long. RefSeq names its product shortage in chiasmata 1 (gene SHOC1). Gene Ontology annotation, cellular component: condensed nuclear chromosome. Gene Ontology annotation, molecular function: single-stranded DNA binding; ATP hydrolysis activity. The transcript has 28 exons. The record is from RefSeq and is a predicted model, not a curated record. Lineage: Eukaryota; Metazoa; Chordata; Aves; Piciformes; Lybiidae. Gene Ontology annotation, biological process: resolution of meiotic recombination intermediates.